AUGAUGCUGCCGUCCUGCAGGAAGAGUGCCGCCCUCGCCGCCGUCGCGUUGUCUUCCUCCGUCCUCCUGCUCCACGCCUUCUCUCUUCCGGCAGCCUCUGCGCUCUCCGUCGGGCUGGCGCGGCCCCACCGGCACGACGCCACGCCCGGUCCGGCCGCCGGCUGCGACGUCUUCAGUGGCAGCUGGGUCCUCGACGGCGGCGGCGGCUCGGCGGCGUACACCGGGUACAACUGCCCGCUCAUCGACGCGGAGUUCAAUUGCCAGCUGUACGGCCGCCCGGACUCCGACUACCUCCGGUACGUCUGGAAGCCGGCCGGCUGCGAGCUGCCGAGGUUCGAUGGCGCGGACUUCUUGACACGGAUGAAGGGGAAGACGGUGAUGUUCGUGGGCGACUCGCUGGGCCGCAACCAGUGGGAGUCGCUCGUCUGCCUGCUGCACGCCGCCGCGCCGCAGUCGCCGGCGCAGCUCGUCUCCGCGGACCCUCUGUACACCUACAAGUUCCUGGAGCACCAGGUGACGGUAUCCUUCUACCGCGCGCCGUACCUGGUGGACAUCGACAUGGUCCAGGGGAAGCGGGUGCUGAUGCUGGACGACAUCUCCGAGAACGCCGAGGCGUGGCGCGACGCCGACGUGCUCUCCUUCAACUCCGGCCACUGGUGGACGCACACCGGCUCGAUGCAGGGCUGGGACUACAUGGGCGAGUCUGGCCGAUACUACGAGGACAUGGACCGCACGGUGGCAUUCCAGCGCGGCCUCACCACCUGGGCCAACUGGGUGGACCUCAACCUCGAUCAAGCCAAGGCCCGUGUCUUCUUCCAGUCCAUGUCGCCCACGCAUUACAGCUCGAAGGAAUGGCCCAACCCGGUAUCGAAGAACUGCUACGGCGAGACGGCACCGGUGACUGUGCUGAACUCGACCGGUCAGGCCUCGGGUCAGGACCAGGUGAUCCAGGCCGUGCUGCGGGGCAUGAAGAGCCCCGUCCGUCUCCUCGACAUCACGGCGCUGUCGGCGAUGCGCAAGGACGCGCACCCAUCGGUGUACAGCGGCGACUUCUCGCCGGCGCAGCGUGCCAACCCCGGCGCCGGCGGCUCCGUUGACUGCAGCCACUGGUGCCUCCCCGGCCUCCCGGACACCUGGAACCAGCUCUUCUACACACUCCUCUUCUACAAAUAG
Messenger RNA from Miscanthus lutarioriparius, 1173 nucleotides. Lineage: Eukaryota; Viridiplantae; Streptophyta; Magnoliopsida; Poales; Poaceae. The record is from the annotation of a GenBank genome assembly.